UAUUAUUUAAACCGUCCUCGCUCUCAGUGUCGUGUUUCAGUCUGCAGUCAGAUCCAGCCAUGGCCCGGCUCCUCUCCUCUCUGGGACUCUUCUUCAGGAUCAACACGUUCCUCUGUCUGCUCCUCCUCUACCUCCUCUUCAUCGCGCUGGGAGCCCUGGUGUUCUCGGCCGUGGAGAAGCCGGUGGAGGAGGAGCUGAGGGCGGAGGUGCAGGCGGUGUGGAGCUCCUUCCUGCAGGAGAACCCGUGUGUGGACGAGAGCAGGCUGAGGGAGGUGCUGAGGAGAACUCUGUCUGCUCAUCGGAGGGAUGUUCCUGUCCUGAAGGAGGAAGAGGACGAGGAGGAGAGACGUCAGGGUUUCACUUCAUCACUUUACUUUGUCAUCGUCACGCUCACCACCAUGGGUUCCGACUCUUACACGCCCAAAUCAGACGAGGCCAAACUCUUCUGUAUCUUCUACUGCACCCUGGGGAUCCCCCUCACCCUGUUCCUCCUCACCCUCCUCUCCAACCUCCUCCUCCCCUUCCUCACCCACGCUCCUGUCCACCUCCUGCACACUCUGUGGGGUUUCCCUUACACCCAGGCCGCGCUCCUCCACGCUGGCCUCCUCUCCAUGCUCGUCCUCUGCCUCCUCUUCCUCCUCCCCGCCCUCCUGGUGCUCCUGCUGGAGCCAAACUGGAACUUCCUGGACGCACUCUUCUUCUGCUUCCUCACCCUGAGCACCGUCGGCCAGGGGGGAGACACUUUGGGGAGGAGCUGGAGUCCCGGAGCAAAGGAGACCCUGGAGCUCCUCACUACGUGUUACCUGGUGGGGGGUCUGGUGGUUCUCAUCACCUUUAAGGACACCGUGCUGCAGGUCCCUCAGGUGUGCGUGCUGCUCAGGCUCCUCGCCGGUCCUCAGUAUGCAGAGCUGCAAGGUUUCUACCUGAAUGAAAUGACCGUGAGCGAGUGUGAGGAGGAGCCCCAGUACUCCCAGUCCAUCUGCACCAUCUCCUCCCCCCCUCUCCGCCUUCCAAGCCCUCGUAGAGACCGACAGACUGCUAACACAGAGCUCCACGCCACCACAACCUCUACGGACAAAACCAGCUGAGCCUCAGCAGACAAAAACAAUAUGAACGUAAAAAGACGUGAUGAGGGCGGAGCUUACUGACGGCACUUUUGACAAAGGUCUCUGAAUUUCAACCUUUUGCUGCAGAAGUUGGUAACUUACAACAUUCAUCCACACUAGGGAUUUUAAGUUUACGCUUUACGCUCUCAUUUCUAGUCUGCUUACUUUGUAAGUGUCUUAAUUUAAAAUAAAGAUUUAAAUCUGUUCGGCUGAUAUCGUUGCUUAUUACAGUCAGUCCAUGCCUGAUGUUUAGCUCUUUAGAUCUUGAUGUAAGUGUUUCUUGUCAGGGGAAGGAUGCUUAUGUAAAAUGUAGUGAGAUAUUUUUGACUAUAAAUUAAACAAAUACACUUUGUAAGA
Molecule: messenger RNA, 1463 nt
Organism: Labrus bergylta (ballan wrasse)
Lineage: Eukaryota; Metazoa; Chordata; Actinopteri; Labriformes; Labridae
Gene: kcnk7
Product: potassium channel, subfamily K, member 7
Biological process (GO): potassium ion transmembrane transport; stabilization of membrane potential
Cellular component (GO): plasma membrane
Molecular function (GO): outward rectifier potassium channel activity; potassium ion leak channel activity
Source: RefSeq, a predicted model, not a curated record